GAAGCAGCUAAAAUGGUUCAACCCUCUUCUAGAAGAGAAGGGUUCUCUGCUGUUUCCGAAUGUAAAAUGGGAAGAUGUUGGAGGUCUUGAGUUCUUGAGGCAGGAGUUUGACCGAUACAUUGUUAGGCGCAUAAAGUUUCCAGAAGAUUAUGAG
Molecule: messenger RNA, 154 nt
Organism: Ilex paraguariensis (yerba mate)
Lineage: Eukaryota; Viridiplantae; Streptophyta; Magnoliopsida; Aquifoliales; Aquifoliaceae
Source: the annotation of a GenBank genome assembly